Messenger RNA from Myotis brandtii (Brandt's bat), 10476 nucleotides. It is a transcript of the gene ABCA1, whose product is annotated as ATP-binding cassette, sub-family A (ABC1), member 1. Gene Ontology annotation, molecular function: ATP hydrolysis activity; ATP binding; ABC-type transporter activity. Gene Ontology annotation, cellular component: intracellular membrane-bounded organelle; membrane. Gene Ontology annotation, biological process: transmembrane transport; lipid transport. The coding region runs from base 378 to 7169 and encodes 2263 amino acids. The transcript has 50 exons. Lineage: Eukaryota; Metazoa; Chordata; Mammalia; Chiroptera; Vespertilionidae. The record is from RefSeq and is a predicted model, not a curated record.
CCGAUAGUAACCUCUGUGCUCAGCGCAGCCGAAUCUAUAAAAGGAACUAGUCGCGGCACAAGCCGGGUAAUUCCGAGGGAGACAGAGUGGGGCCGGGACCGCCGAGCCGAGCCGAGCCGACACAUCUUCCCCCGGGCGCGGGUGGGCAAGGCAGGGGUCGCCGCAGCACUAGGGCCACCAGAGCCCAUUUCUCGGGGCGCUCUGCUCCUGCUCUCCCCCUUCUCCAGAAGGGUUUUUCAGGGAGUGGGGAAAAGAGACGAAGACACAAAAGUGGAAAACAGUUAAUGACCAGCCACAGCGUCCCUGCUGUGAGCUCGGGCCACUGCCUCCACACUCCCAGCCACGCUCAGGUUGCCGUGGGCACCAGCUGAGCUAGCAUGGCGUGCUGGCCUCAGCUGAGGUUGCUGCUGUGGAAGAACUUCACUUACAGAAGAAGACAAACAUGUCAGUUGUUGCUGGAAGUGGCCUGGCCUCUAUUUAUCUUCCUGAUCCUGAUCUCCGUUCGGCUGAGCUACCCACCCUAUGAACAACAUGAAUGCCACUUUCCAAACAAAGCCAUGCCUUCUGCAGGAACGCUUCCCUGGGUCCAGGGGAUUAUCUGCAACGCCAAUAACCCGUGUUUCCGGUACCCAACUCCUGGUGAGGCUCCGGGCGUUGUCGGAAACUUUAACAAAUCCAUUGUGUCUCGCCUGUUCUCAGAUGCUCAGCGGCUUCUCUUAUACAGCCAGAGAGACACCAGCAUGAAGGACAUACACAAGGUUCUGAGAACAUUGCAGAAGAUCGAGAACAACAGCUCAAGUUUGACGCUGCGGGAUUUCCUGGUGGACAAUGAAACCUUCUCUGGAUUCCUGAAUCACAACCUCUCUCUGCCAAGGCCUACUGUGGACAGAAUGCUGGGGGCCGAUGUCAGCCUUCGCCAGGUAUUUUUGCACGGCUACCAGUUACGUUUGACCAAUCUGUGCAGUGGAUCAAAGUUAGAAGAGGUGAUCCAACUUGGUGACCAGGAAGUUUCCAGCCUCUGCAGCCUGCCAGGGGAGAAACUGGAUGCCGCAGAGCGAGUGUUUCUUUCCAACUUGGACAUUCUGAAGCCCAUCCUGACAGGACUAGACUCUAUAUCUCCUUUCCUGAGCCAGGAGCUGACUGAAGGCACAAAAAUGUUGCUGGAUAGUCUCGGGACUCUGGCCCAAGAGUUGUUCAGCAUGAAGAGCUGGAGUGACAUGCGGCAGGAGGUGAUGUUUCUGACCAACGUGAACAGCUCCAUCUCCUCCACCCAGAUAUACCAGGCUGUCUCCCGCAUCGUCUGUGGCCACCCCGAGGGUGGGGGCCUGAAGAUCAAGUCCCUCAACUGGUAUGAGGACAACAACUACAAAGCCCUCUUUGGAGGCAAUGGCACUGAGGAGGAUGCUGGCGCCGUCUAUGACAAUUCUACAAGUCCUUAUUGCAAUGACGUGAUGAAGAGUUUGGAGUCCAGUCCGCUCUCCCGCAUCAUAUGGAAAGCUCUCAAGCCUCUGCUUGUUGGGAAGAUCCUGUAUACACCUGACACUCCAGCCACGAGGCAGGUCAUGGCUGAGGUGAAUAAGACCUUCCAGGAACUGGCUGUGUUUCAUGACAUAAAAGGCAUGUGGGAAGAGCUUAGCCCCAAGAUCUGGACCUUCAUGGAGAGCAGCCCAGAAAUGGACCUUGUCCGGACACUCCUGAACAGCAGGGGCAAUGACCACUUCUGGAAACAGCGCUUGGCCGGCUUAGACUGGACAGCCGAAGAUAUCGUGGCGUUUCUGGCCAAGUACCCAGAGGACGUGCAGUCAGAGAACGGCUCUGUGUACACCUGGAGAGAGGCUUUCAAUGAGACCAACGGGGCGGUCCAGACCAUAGGGCGCUUCAUGGAGUGUGUCAACCUGAACAAGGUGGAACCAAUCGCAACAGAGGUUUGGCUCAUCAACAAGUCCAUGGAGCUGCUGGAUGAGAGGAAAUUCUGGGCUGGAAUCGUGUUCACCGGGAUCCCCCCCGACAGUGUCGAGUUGCCCCAUCACGUCAAGUACAAGAUCCGCAUGGACAUUGAUAAUGUGGAGAGGACGAAUAAGAUCAAAGACGGGUACUGGGACCCUGGUCCUCGGGCGGACCCCUUUGAGGACAUGCGGUACGUCUGGGGGGGCUUCGCCUACCUGCAGGAUGUGGUGGAACAGGCGAUCAUCCGGGUGCUGACGGGCACCGAGAAGAAAACCGGGGUCUACGUGCAGCAGAUGCCCUACCCCUGUUACGUCGAUGACAUCUUCCUGCGGGUGAUGAGCCGGUCCAUGCCUCUCUUCAUGACACUGGCCUGGAUCUACUCGGUGGCUGUGAUCAUCAAGGGCAUCGUGUACGAGAAGGAGGCGCGGCUGAAGGAGACCAUGCGUAUCAUGGGCCUGGAUAAUGGCAUCCUCUGGUUCAGCUGGUUCAUCAGCAGCCUCAUCCCUCUGCUCGUGAGCGCCAGCCUGCUGGUGGUCAUCCUGAAAUUGGGAAACCUGCUGCCCUACAGCGACCCCAGCGUGGUGUUUGUCUUUCUGUCCGUGUUCGCCGUGGUGACCAUCCUGCAGUGCUUCCUCAUCAGCACGCUUUUCUCCCGGGCCAACCUGGCGGCAGCCUGCGGGGGGAUCAUCUACUUCAUGCUGUACCUGCCCUACGUCCUGUGUGUGGCCUGGCAGGACUACGUGGGCUUCACGCUCAAGAUCUUCGCGAGCCUGCUCUCCCCCGUGGCUUUUGGGUUUGGCUGUGAGUACUUUGCCCUUUUCGAGGAGCAGGGCAUUGGGGUGCAGUGGGACAACCUCUUCGAGAGCCCCGUGGAGGAAGAUGGCUUCAACCUCACCACCUCGGUCUCUAUGAUGCUGUUUGACGCCUUCCUCUAUGGGGUGAUGACGUGGUACAUCGAGGCUGUCUUCCCAGGCCAGUAUGGAAUCCCCAGGCCCUGGUAUUUUCCUUGCACCAAGUCCUACUGGUUGGGUGAGGAAAGUGAUGAGAAGAGCCAUCCUGGUUCCAGCCAGAAGGGCGCAUCUGAAAUCUGCAUGGAGGAAGAGCCCAGCCACCUGAAGUUGGGUGUGUCCAUUCAGAACCUGAUGAAGGUUUACCGAGAUGGCAUGAAGGUGGCUGUCGAUGGCCUGACCCUGAAUUUCUACGAGGGCCAGAUCACUUCCUUUCUGGGCCACAACGGAGCCGGGAAGACCACCACCAUGUCCAUCCUGACUGGGCUGUUCCCUCCCACCUCGGGCACCGCCUACAUCCUGGGGAAAGACAUUCGCUCCGAGAUGAAUACCAUCCGGCAGAACCUGGGGGUCUGCCCCCAGCACAAUGUGCUCUUUGACAUGCUGACUGUGGAAGAGCACAUCUGGUUCUACGCCCGCCUGAAAGGCCUCUCAGAGAAGUUCGUGAAAGCGGACAUGGAGCAGAUGGCCCUGGAUGUCGGUUUGCCACCCAGCAAACUGAAAAGCAAAACCAAUCAGCUGUCAGGUGGAAUGCAGAGAAAGCUGUCUGUGGCCUUGGCCUUUGUUGGGGGAUCCAAGGUUGUUAUUCUGGAUGAGCCCACAGCCGGCGUGGAUCCUUACUCCCGCCGGGGAAUAUGGGAGCUCCUGCUGAAAUACCGACAAGGCCGCACCAUCAUCCUCUCCACACACCACAUGGACGAAGCGGACAUCCUGGGGGACAGGAUCGCCAUCAUUUCCCACGGGAAGCUGUGCUGCGUGGGCUCCUCCCUGUUCCUGAAGAACCAGAUGGGAACCGGCUACUACCUGACCCUGGUCAAGAAGGACGUGGAGUCCUCCCUCAGCUCCUGCAGAAACAGCAGCAGCACCGUGUCGUACCUGAAAAAGGUGGUGCCUGAGCUUCCCCCAGCUGGGCAGAGUGGAGGCAGAGGAGGAGAGGUGCAGAGGCUGGUGGCGCUGACUCAAGAUGUCGCCAUCAUCUCCAACCUCAUCCGGAAGCACGUGGCCGAGGCCCGGCUUGUGGAAGACAUCGGGCAUGAGCUGACCUAUGUGCUGCCCUACGAAGCUGCCAAAGAGGGAGCCUUUGUGGAACUCUUCCAUGAGAUCGACGACCGGCUCUCGGACCUGGGCAUCUCCAGCUACGGCAUCUCAGAGACGACCCUGGAGGAAAUAUUCCUCAAAGUGGCUGAAGAGAGUGGAGUGGACGCCGAGACCUCAGAUGGCACUUUGCCGGCAAGACGCAACCGGCGGGCCUUCGGGGACAAGCAGAGCUGCCUUCACCCCUUCACUGAGGACGAUGCUGUCGAUCCCAAUGAUUCCGACAUAGACCCAGAAUCCAGAGAAACAGACCUGCUCAGCGGGAUGGAUGGCAAAGGCUCCUACCAGGUGAAGGGCUGGAAACUCACUCAGCAGCAGUUCGUGGCCCUUUUGUGGAAGAGGCUGCUGAUUGCCAGGCGGAGUCGGAAGGGGUUCUUCGCUCAGAUUGUCCUGCCAGCUGUGUUUGUCUGCAUUGCCCUGGUGUUCAGCUUGAUCGUGCCACCCUUUGGCAAGUACCCCAGCCUGGAACUUCAGCCCUGGAUGUACAACGAACAGUAUACAUUCGUCAGUAACGACGCUCCCGAGGACAUGGGCACCCAGGAGCUCCUGAAUGCCCUCACCCGAGAACCCGGCUUCGGGACCCGCUGUAUGGAGGGGAACCCCAUCCCAGACGUGCCCUGCUUGGUGGGAGAGGAGGAGUGGACCACGGCCCCCGUUCCCCAGACCAUCACGGACCUCUUCCAGAACGGGAACUGGACGAUGGAGAACCCCUCACCCACCUGCCAGUGCAGCAGCGAGAAAAUCAAGAAGAUGCUGCCCGUGUGUCCCCUGGGGGCCGGGGGGCUGCCUCCUCCACAGAGAAAGCAGAACACGGAGGACAUCCUUCAGAACCUGACGGGGAGAAACAUCUCGGAUUACCUGGUGAAGACAUACGUGCAGAUCAUAGCCAAAAGCUUAAAGAACAAGAUCUGGGUGAAUGAGUUUAGGUACGGCGGCUUUUCCCUGGGUGUCAGCAAUUCUCACGGGCUUCCUCCAAGUCAAGAAGUUAACGAUGCCAUCAGGCAAAUAAAGAAACACUUGAAUCUGGCCAAGGACAGCUCUUCGAAUCGAUUUCUCACCAGCUUGGGAAGGUUCAUGACAGGACUGGACACGAAAAACAACGUCAAGGUGUGGUUCAAUAACAAGGGGUGGCAUGCCAUCAGCUCUUUCUUGAAUGUCAUCAACAAUGCCAUUCUGCGGGCCAACCUGCAGAAGGGGGCGAACCCCAGCCAGUACGGGAUCACUGCUUUCAACCACCCCCUGAAUCUCACCAAGCAGCAGCUCUCGGAAGUGGCUCUGAUGACCACAUCGGUGGAUGUCCUCGUGUCCAUCUGUGUUAUCUUCGCCAUGUCCUUCGUCCCAGCCAGCUUUGUCGUGUUCCUGAUCCAGGAGCGGGUCAGCAAGGCGAAGCACCUGCAGUUCAUCAGCGGGGUGAAGCCCGUCAUCUACUGGCUCUCCAAUUUUGUCUGGGACAUGUGCAACUAUGUGGUCCCUGCCACACUGGUCAUCAUCAUCUUCAUCUGCUUCCAGCAGAAGUCCUACGUGUCCUCCACCAACCUGCCCGUGCUAGCCCUCCUGCUCCUGCUGUAUGGGUGGUCGAUCACACCGCUCAUGUACCCCGCCUCCUUCGUGUUCAAGAUCCCCAGCACCGCCUACGUGGUCCUCACCAGCGUGAACCUCUUCAUCGGGAUCAACGGCAGCGUGGCCACCUUCGUGCUGGAGCUCUUCACCGACAACAAGCUGAAUAACAUCAAUGAUAUCCUGAAGUCUGUGUUCUUGAUCUUCCCGCACUUCUGCCUGGGACGGGGGCUCAUUGACAUGGUGAAAAACCAGGCCAUGGCUGAUGCCCUGGAAAGGUUCGGGGAGAACCGCUUCGUCUCGCCACUCUCGUGGGACUUGGUGGGACGAAACCUCUUCGCCAUGGCCGUGGAGGGGGCGGUGUUCUUCCUCAUCACUGUUCUGAUCCAGUACAGAUUCUUCAUCCGGCCCAGACCUGUGAAUGCAAAGCUUCCCCCUCUGAAUGACGAGGACGAAGACGUCAGGCGGGAAAGGCAGAGGAUUCUCGACGGGGGAGGCCAGAAUGACAUCUUGGAAAUCAAGGAGCUGACCAAGGUGUAUAGAAGGAAGAGGAAGCCUGCUGUCGACAGGAUUUGUGUUGGCAUUCCUCCUGGCGAGUGCUUCGGGCUCCUGGGAGUUAAUGGGGCUGGGAAGACGUCAACUUUCAAGAUGUUAACUGGAGACAGCACUGUUACCAGAGGAGACGCUUUCCUUAACAAAAAUAGUAUCUUAUCAAACAUCCACGAAGUACAUCAAAACAUGGGCUACUGCCCGCAGUUCGAUGCCAUAACGGAGCUGAUGACUGGGAGGGAGCACGUGGAGUUCUUUGCCCUCUUGAGAGGAGUCCCAGAGAAGGAAGUUGGCAAGGUCGGUGAGUGGGCGAUUCGGAAGCUGGGCCUGGUGAAGUACGGAGAAAAGUACGCCGGCAACUACAGUGGCGGCAACAAGCGCAAGCUCUCCACAGCCAUGGCUCUGAUCGGCGGGCCUCCUGUGGUGUUUCUGGACGAACCGACCACAGGCAUGGACCCCAAGGCCCGGCGAUUCCUGUGGAACUGUGCCCUGAGCAUCAUCAAGGAGGGGAGAUCGGUAGUGCUCACCUCUCAUAGCAUGGAAGAAUGUGAAGCUCUUUGCACGAGGAUGGCAAUCAUGGUCAAUGGCAAGUUCAGGUGUCUCGGUAGCGUCCAACAUCUGAAAAAUAGGUUUGGAGAUGGGUAUACGAUAGUUGUCCGCAUAGCAGGGUCCAACCCGGACCUGAAGCCUGUCCAGGAGUUCUUCGGACUGGCCUUCCCGGGCAGCGUCCUGAAGGAGAAGCACCGGAACAUGCUGCAGUACCAGCUCCCGUCCUCGCUGUCGUCCCUGGCCAAGAUCUUCAGCAUCCUCUCCCAGAGCAAGAAGCGCCUCCACAUAGAAGACUACUCUGUUUCACAGACAACACUUGACCAAGUAUUUGUAAACUUUGCCAAGGACCAAAGUGACGACGAUCCCUUAAAGGACCUGUCGUUACACAAAAACCAGACAGUAGUGAACGUUGCAGUUCUCACAUCUUUCCUGAAGGAUGAGAAAGUGAAAGAAAGUUAUGUGUGAAGACUCCUGUUCCUGCAGGGUGGCUGAAAGAGAGGAGGGACUGCCCUUCCUUCGCACCGGGUGAGGAGCCCAGAGGAGCGAGCCGGACGCUUCCGUGGGAAGAAGUAAACUGGAUACUGUACUGAUCCUCUUCAAUGCAAUGCAGUUCAAUGCAAUCCAAACAGAAUUCCAUGCCAGGGGCAGUGCCUUUGUAGCCGAUGUCUCCUAUGGCUCUCGAGGGAAAAAGACUUGAAUUAAGUGUAUUACCUUAUGUCUAUGUGAACCUCUAGUAUGGAACCCAGAGGACAUAUGGGUUUGAAAUCAUACUGGGUUUUUUUGUUUUGUUUGUUUUGUAUUUUUGUUUUUGGUUCCUUUGUAUUCUCACUGGGGUUGCAACAACAAUCCGUCAAGUCAUCAUGGCCAGUGAUUAUUUGCCCACAUCAGAAGGCAUGCAUGCACACCCUCGCUCAUUACACCGUGCCAUGCCAGGAGACUGGUGUCCCGGUGCCACCUCCACGGAGGGCAGUGAGUGCACCGGAAUUGCUAGUGCCAAGUGGUGCUCAGAAAGCCUAAAGCACCACGGCGUGUCAUGCACACUUUUGUGGAAGUUGUGCUACUCGGAGUCUUAUCGACAUCACCAAAUAUCAGGUGACAAAAGUGGUGCCACGUGUGGGGGAAAGUCCUGCUCUGCUUCCCUCGUUGAUGAGCUGCUGUGGUUAAUGGUGACAUGCAGAUUGCGGGUGGCUCCAGACAAGUGAGACUUGGCUUCAUUGUUACAUUGUCCCUCGCUUGGAGCCAUGGGUCUCCAGGGUCAUCUUGCUGGGACUCCUUAAAUGUACUUAGGUCCUGGUAAGAACCAGCACCCAAUUCGUCGGGGCUGCUGGGGCCAGGGUGAGGGAGGGAGGAGAUGGUGCCGAUGGUGCGUUUGGACCUGGGCAGGCCUGUGUCCACUCGUCCCGACUGUCUGCCAGCACGGUACACUGCAUCUCAAGAUCUUGUCCGACAAAAAUGUAGUAGUAUUUCUGGCUUUUCUAGAGUAUGAAAAGAUGGAGUUGUAUUUUGACAAAAGUCUUUGUGCUUUUAAUGUUAUUUGGAAUUUUAAGUCCUAUCAGUGACUUUUGAAACCUUAGAAUAUGGCCUGUGGCGACCGCCCGACUGGUGCCUCGUGACCGGAAAACAGCAUGAGGGUCAAGAUCUCAUGACAUUACAUUUAAGUUUCUUUACUAUCAUUUAAAAUAAUCUCAGCUCAUUAAUCACGUUUCUUUCUUUCUUUCUUUCUUUUUUUUUUUUUGGAGCCUGUGUUACAGCCGAAUGAGUAUGGAUGGAUGGAUAGAUGGGGUGGGGAGAAACCAAGUCUCAGAUCCCCGGUGCCAUGUUAUUCAGCUAACUGGUUUACAAAUACACAUAGGUGGUUCUGCUGUGGUCGUGGGAGCCCAGUGAAAGGCAAUGGGGCAGCCCACUUUCUGAAAAUAGCAACAAUGCAAAAGCCAAGAGUGUUUAAAUGUCAUGAGGGUCACAAGACUUGAACAAUUAGUAUUUUUCUGGAGAACACGGCAAGUUUUAAAAGUUGUUGAACAAGACAGUUUGUGCUUAUGACAUUGAGUACCUUCUUCAAAGAAUUGGCUUUGAAGACCUGAGACACCUCAUUCAUACAAUCUCAAAUUUUUCAUCUCUUCAAUCACUAACCUAUCAUGAAAAAAAUAAAAGCAGCAAAUGCCCCCACAUGAAGUAUAUUUCAGACUUUUCCAACCCAGUCUUAUUUUUUUAGGCAGUAAAUACUUAAAAAAUAUUAUUUUACCAAUGCUUAAUGUCAUCUGUAUUGAGACAACAAAAAUAGGAGGGAACCACUGUUUGGUGAAAUUCAAUUGAUCUUUCACUGUCACUUUUUUCUAAAAUUUGUUAACUCGAAGGGUGUAAGAUUUCAGAUCUACUUUUAAUUUAUAGUUUUCCCUUUUAAAAUUUACAGAAUGUUAUCACAUAACUUGUUGAUUGGAAAAGAAAGUGAUUUUCAGAAAUUAUUGCCAAUAUUGUUUUCUAAAAUGAUAAACAAGUAAUGAAGGCGUAUUUCCAAAUACUAGAGAUCAUCCAAUGUAUUUUAUGCUAUCUAUAAUGAUGUAAAACUCAUAGAAUAAUUUAGUUUCUCCUUGUGUAAUAUUUUUCAGAAUCAAACUUCUGUUUUCCCGUUUUAUUAGAAUCAUGUUUGAAUUUUCUACUAUAUCAAAUCCAUAAGCAACUCUUUGCUUUAAUUACUCUGACUUCAAGGCCGUAUUUAAAAAACAUCAAAAGGCACUGUGAACCAUUUUGAAAGAGAACAAUGUUUCAAUAUAGAUUUGAAAAGAUCUCUUCUGAAGCUAGAAACAAUCUACAAUUACCAUCAAUUUCGUUAAUACUGUUACCUCUUAGGUUAUCCAAAUAGAUACCUUUUAAAUUUUCCUAUGUAAACCUAAUUAUAUAGUAAAAAUUUUUACCAACUCUUACUCAAGUAAAAUCUCUAUAUAUCCCCCGUGGAACUGUAACUAUGUGAGUUUCAGAAAAUUCUCAAGUGUUCAAAGAUUUCUGCUUUUGCUUCUUUUGGACAUCUUGGAAAGUUUAUGAACAACUGUGAAUAUGAAAAAUACAAAAGAAAACAGUAACAGAGCCCUCUAUACCUAAAUGCCCAGCUCAGUUCAUUGUUAAAAACAAACAACCAAACCUCAAACUACUGUAUUUCACUAUCUGUACGGAAAGCAAUGCAUUGUGGCUAUUAAGUAUUGCACAUCAUUCAUUCACUGUAUAGUAACUAUUGACUAAAGGGAUUUGUCUAUGUUUUCUUCGUGUGGUUGUAUAUAUCAGGAAAUUUUUUUUUCCCAAAGAGCCAUGUGUCAUAUAAUAUUGAACCACUUUGACAUUGAGAUAUUAAUUUGUACCCUUGUUACUACUUAAUAGUAAUAAUAUAGUACUAUAUAGAGUAGUGCUCUAAUUCUCUUUAAAAUUGUUGCAUCCCUUUUAUAGAAUGUUUCUAUUUACAUAGGAUUAGGUAUUCUAUUCUUCCUUCGGAAACCCUAGGAUGAAGCUAUGUUUUUUGUGCUUUUUCUUUAUCAUUGGCCCUUCAUUCCAAGCACUUUAUGUUGUCUGUGAUGGGAUCUAUUUUUGCACUGGAAUAUCUGAGAAUUGCAAAACUAGACAAAAGUUUCACAAUAGAUUUCUAAGUUAAAUCAUUUUCAUUAAAAGGGGGAAAAAAAGAAAAACAUUUGUAUUGUCUAUAACUUUAUAUGAAGUAUUAAAAGCGUAUUUCUGUGUUGUAAUGAGUCACGAAGAAAUAAAGCUGUGACGGUUCUAUUGAUAUAUA